This is a messenger RNA of Candidula unifasciata, 1302 nucleotides long. The record is from the annotation of a GenBank genome assembly. Lineage: Eukaryota; Metazoa; Mollusca; Gastropoda; Stylommatophora; Geomitridae.
AUGUCAUGCUUCGGCUGUAUUGGCCAAGAUAAUGAACUGGACAAGAGACGUAAAUCCUCCAGGUAUAGUUCAAAUCCCAAUUUGUCUGAGGGUAGAUCCGUGCGCCGGAAAGAGAGUGCCUUGAAAACGAGUCUGCAAAUAAUAGAAGAACUCAGCGAAUCAACCUACGGACUGGCAAUAGAAGGAAAGGAGAACAAGCCUUACGAAGCUCAAGACUUCUUUGCCUUCAAAGAGAUACUCGGCAGCGGCGUGGUGGCUGUAGUGUUCAGGGCUUACUUCAAGCCCACGGGCAAAGUUUACGCUGUCAAGUUCAUCUCCAACUUAAAACAGAGCCGUCAAUUCGUCUCCAGGGAGCUGACCAUUUUGAAACUGUCAUGCAACUGCAAGUACCUGGUACAGUAUCACUCACACUUCAGGGUUGGUACCAACAUGUACUUCGUCAUCGAACUGUGCGAUGGAGGCACGCUGGAGGAGCUUCUAGACCACAAGUUUUUGAUGCCCCCACGCCUCGGCAGAACAUACCUGAGAGAACUGGCUAGCGCCCUUAUGUACUUGCACAGUUUGAAAUUCGUUCACCGGGAUGUACACGUGGCCAACUGUCUUCUUACAAGUACUGCACACCUGCGACUGUCGGACUUUGGUCUGACUCGGACCGUAGAUGACCCUAAUGGCGAGAUGAUGACCAUCUGCGGCAAGGCAGCCAUUCGAGCACCGGAGCUCUACCUGGACAAACUCUGCGGCUUCGGUCUGGACUGGUGGAGUAUGGGGAUCAUGUUGUACCGGUUCGUCACCGGCUACUACCCGUUUCAAACGGAGAAACUGACCCAAGGAUUUCAGUCGGUGACAAAGCUCAAGGAGAAGUACCCAGAGUGGCUGUUCGACGACCCGCAUACAACUGACCUCUGCCAGAAACUUCUAGAGAAGGACCCCAAACAGAGGCUUGGCUAUCAGAACGAAGCCGUGGAGAUCAAGUCGCAUCCGUACUUUUCCGGUAUGAACUGGAACGUGGAUGAAAACAUUGAGAACGUUCUAGAACAAGACUUGAAGACGGUCUCCAAGCAAUACAUCCCAGUCUUCAAGAGAAUCCUUCGCAUCCUGGGCGCCCACAACCACCCUCUGCUCGGGGUCAGCGAGGGGACGCGAGACAGUGACAUUUCCAUCACCCAGAUGCUGGCCAGAGACCUGGAGUCCCGCAACAUUGCCAAGAAACUGACCGAUUUCUUGUCGCUCUCAGCCGCACCCAACAGCGAUAUUUUGUCCAAGAAAAACCUAGCCAGUUCCAUGCCUGGCUCAGGCGUCUGA